Brenthis ino (lesser marbled fritillary) is the source of this 711-nucleotide messenger RNA. The record is from the annotation of a GenBank genome assembly. Lineage: Eukaryota; Metazoa; Arthropoda; Insecta; Lepidoptera; Nymphalidae.
AUGAUGAUAGUUUUCAUCUGGAUCUUCGCUAUCCUCGUCACAACACCCUGGGUAUUUUUCUUCGACUUAGUGGUUGUUUUUGAGGAUAACCCGAACGUUCGCCUCUGCUUGGACGUCUGGCCCAAUCCCAUUAGCGAGGUUCUGUACUUUGUCAUUGGAAAUCUUAUAUUCUGCUACAUUUUACCCAUGGUCCUUAUUACUAUGUGCUACAUUUUGAUCUGGAUCAAAGUUUGGAGGAGAUCCAUUCCAACUGAUACCCAAGAUGCCCAAAUGGAGAGAAUGCAGCAGAAGUCCAAAGUAAAGGUUGUGAAAAUGCUAGUUGCCGUCGUGAUACUCUUUGUUCUGUCUUGGUUCCCGCUCUAUUUGAUCUUUGCAAGGAUAAAACUUGGUGGACCAAUCCAGAAAUGGGAGGAAGAAAUGUUCCCAGUGGUAACACCACUAGCACAAUGGCUUGGUGCAUCAAACUCGUGCAUCAACCCUAUCCUCUACGCCUUUUUCAAUAAAAAAUAUAGGAAGGGUUUCGUCGCAAUCAUCAAAAGCAGAAAAUGCUGUGGACGUCUCCGUUAUUACGAGACAAUUGCCUUACAGUCGUCGAGUACUUCAACGAGGAAGUCAUGGCAUUAUAAUAACAACAACCACGCUUCUAUCACACGUCGAUCACCCCCCGUUGACAAGAACGCUGUGUCUUUCAUAUUCAACCACACCGGAGUU